AGAGCACUUGCUUUUGACGCUUGUUUGUGAUUGGUCGAACUGGCGCGCUGCUAACUUCAGGGUGAGCAGACCGUCAGCGUGUGUCCCCGGCAGCGGCAGCUAGCAGCUAGCAGCAUUUAGGCAAACAUGGCGAGCUGGUGCGUCCGAGCGGUGAGACAGAGCUACUCUCUUGUAGCUUCACCUGCUUUAUUAAGAACAUCUCCACGGCUGCUGUGCACAGCCACCCAGCAGAAGAAUGGCCACAGGUCAGAGGAGGAGGCCGAGAAGACGGAGCAGAGUGGAGCAGAGAAAGUUCUGAUGGAGGAGAAGAGCCAGCUGGAGGAGCAGCUCAAGGAGAUGACGGAUAAGUACAAGAGGGCUUUAGCAGACACAGAGAACCUGAGAAUGAGGAGUCAAAGGAUGGUGGAGGACGCUAAAUUAUACGGCAUCCAGAGCUUCUGUAAGGACCUCCUAGAGGUGGCUGAUAUCUUGGAGAAGGCCAUGGAGAGCGUACCUAAGGAGGAAGUGUCGAGUAAGAACCCCCACCUGAAGAACCUGUUUGAUGGCCUGGUGAUGACCGAUGUCCAGGUCCAGAAGGUGUUUGCCAAGCACGGCCUGGUCAAGCUCAACCCCGAGGGCCAGAAGUUUGACCCCUACGAGCACGAAGCCCUUUUCCACGCCCCCAUAGAAGGCAAAGAGCCUGGCACUGUUGCCGUGGUCACCAAAGUGGGGUACAAGCUUCACGGGCGCACCCUCAGGCCGGCGUUGGUGGGUGUGGCCAAAGCCCCUUAGAAGUGAAGAAGUCGCUGUGUCACAGAGUGGGACUGGCUUUGUUGCAUGAGUGAUGGAUGACCUCCAGGCUCGGCAGACUUUUCCCACAAUCCUGUUUUCACCCCCCCAGCAGGUGCUACAAGGACAGGCGCCCAGCUGGACCUCCUGUUCAGACCACAUCCAUCAGUUUAAACAGCUGCCUGGCUCUGGGCAGAAGACUUCCUGUCUGACAUCAGCCUGGUGACUUCUUUCUGAUACGAUCAGAUUCUUUAAUAAGUCGGAGGAUCGUCUCAGAAACAGAUGGAGGUCAUUAACCUCAAGAAGGAACAGCAGGUCCCCAAGUACAGCUGCUGGACUCAUUCCAAAACCUUCUUUUAAUUAUUUACAAGUUUAUUUGUUUUACCUGUGUUCUGUAGUACAACGAAAACAGCACUGGAGAUGUUUUAUACUGAAGUCAGCUUCCUGCUUCGGUUUUAGGAAAGAAGGAUCUAUUGUAGUCACACAGCCACAGACCCUACCCCUGAGACGGUUGGGCUCUGCACUGGAAGAGCGAUGGUGCACCUGGUGGUCUGUGGUCCAUUGUAGGAAAUGUCACUAUGAGAAUAAACAAACGUGUUGGGAA
This is a messenger RNA of Nothobranchius furzeri (turquoise killifish), 1372 nucleotides long. RefSeq names its product GrpE-like 1, mitochondrial (gene grpel1). Gene Ontology annotation, biological process: protein import into mitochondrial matrix; protein folding. Gene Ontology annotation, molecular function: adenyl-nucleotide exchange factor activity; protein homodimerization activity; protein-folding chaperone binding. Lineage: Eukaryota; Metazoa; Chordata; Actinopteri; Cyprinodontiformes; Nothobranchiidae. The record is from RefSeq and is a predicted model, not a curated record. Gene Ontology annotation, cellular component: PAM complex, Tim23 associated import motor.